CAGAGAUUAAAACAACACAAGGGUUCUGCUUCAUGCCAUCUACGCUCAGCCAUUGAACACUCUGCUCCCUCUGACUGCCUCAUAAAAGCAAGAUUUCUGCCUAAGGUUUCUGGCUGAAGGAACACAGCAGGGCUGGGGAGGAAGAAGCAGUGGCAGCAUCAGCAGCAGCCGGCGGAGUGGAGCCGGUGUGGGCUGUGCUGCAGUGCUGGAGCUCUGCUUCCUCUUAGAGAGCUGCUGAAUAAAUAUAGCUCUGUGCUUUUCAAUGUGAUUGUGGGGAGUGUCUUCUCCUGUGCCUGCCUGCUCUGCUGUGUGGCUGCAUAUAUAUAUAUAUAUAUAUAUACAGUAUGACUGUGUGUUUCUGAGCUGGGUUAUUCCAAUCUCUGGAAUUGGAAGGGCUCAGCUGCGGAGACAGCUUCAGCAGCACUGCUUCCAUCUCCCUGCUCCUCACUCCUAUCCUAAUCUACUUGCCCAUGGCCGGUGUGGGAUUUUCCUGUUAAGAUACACACACUCUUCCGAUACAGGUUGUUUGAUCUGUUUCUUUCUGUUUCUCUGUGUCUGCUUCUUAGCCAUGAUCUUCAGAAGUGUGAGAACAAGUUUGGUAAUUCACUGCUAAGGACAUCAAGGGGACUUGAAGACCCAAUCAAGGGUCUGGCAAAGCAGGGCAGGGGUGGGCUUGUUAUUCUUGGACAAGGGGGGAGGUAAAUAUUUAACCACCCCACCCUCAGCUAUUUCCUAUCUUCCACUCCCCUUCUCAUCAAAGCAAGCAAGGCUACAGAACAGGAAUACUGUUGGGAGAAGUUCCACAUACACACUGCUGGGAUCUGGAGUUUAUACCUAGGACCAUUUGCAAGCCAUGGUUUGGAUAUUCAGAGACAGGUGCACUGUUCCAUUCCUGGGGAUUUUGAGCUGCAUCUACUGCAUGGCCCGGAGUGCCUCCCCUACAUCUAUGAAAUGUGAUGAGCCAUUGGUGUUGGGAUUACCCCAUCCGUCCUUCAGAAGUUCAUCAAUUAAAUCGGGAAGUUAUGCUCCAGGUUAUGCCAAGCUCAACAAGAGAGACGAGGCCGGUGGCUGGUCCCCUUUGGAUAGCGAUCAUUAUCAAUGGCUACAGGUGGAUUUUGGAAAUCGGAAACAAAUCCGGUCCAUUGCGACACAGGGACGAUACAGCAGCUCUGAUUGGGUGUCUCAGUAUCGCAUGCUAUACAGUGAUACAGGCAGAAACUGGAAACCCUAUCACCAGGAUGGAAAUAUUUGGGCAUUCCCUGGAAAUGUUAAUUCAGACACUGUUGUUCGUCACGACUUGCAACAUCCAGUAAUUGCUCGUUAUGUACGUAUUGUUCCAUUGGAUUGGAAUGAAGAAGGACAAAUUGGGUUACGGACUGAACUUUAUGGAUGUCCAUACUGGGCUGAUGUUAUCAAUUUUGAUGGAAACUCUGGUUUAUCCUAUCGAUUCAAGAACAAGAAGAUGAAAACACUAAAAGAUGUCAUCUCUCUCAAAUUCAAAAGCUCUGAAAGUGAAGGUGUGAUCUUUCAUGGAGAAGGACAGGAAGGCGAUUACAUUACUUUGGAGCUAAAAAAGGCAAAAUUGGUCCUUCAGCUAAACCUAGGUAGCAACCAGUAUGGAUCCAUUUAUGGCCACACUUCUGUGACUUCAGGAAGCCUUCUGGAUGACCACCACUGGCACACUGUCAUUAUAGAACGCCAUGGAAGGAACAUUAACCUUACACUAGACAGGCACAUGCAGCAUUUUAAGACAAAUGGAGACUUUGAAUCUUUGGACCUGGAUUUUGAGUUGACCUUUGGAGGCAUGCCUUUUUCUGGAAAACCAAGCUCAAGUAGCAGAAAAAAUUUCAAAGGUUGUAUGGAGAGUAUCAAUUACAAUGGAAUAAAUAUCACUGAUCUCGCCAGGAGGAAGAAAGUAGAGCCAUAUAAUAUGGCUAAUUUAAGUUUCACGUGUGUUGAAUCUCGGUCAGUGCCUGUAUUUUUCAAUGCUACCAGUUAUCUUGAAGUCCGUGGGCGCCCAAAUGAAGAUUUGCUGUCGGUGAGCUUCCAGUUUCGCACGUGGAAUCCAAGUGGCCUCCUUCUAUAUAACACCUUUAGCGAUGAGCUCGGCAAUGUAGAAAUUGAUUUAACAGAAGGCAAAGUUAGCGUGCACAUCAACAUGACCAAGUCGAAGAAGAACCGCAUUGAUAUCUCCUCAGGUUCUGGUCUUAAUGAUGGGCAGUGGCAUGAAGUACGACUCACAGCCAAAGAAAAUUUUGCAAUUUUAACAGUUGAUGGUGAUGAAGCCUCAUCUGUCAGAACAAACAGUCCUCUUCAAUUCCAGACUGGAAGCAGAUAUUUCUUUGGAGGUUUUUACUCUUUGUCAAAUUAUACAGAUCACUCUUUGCUUCAGCAUUCUUUCCAAGGUUGCAUGCAGCUUAUCCAUGUGGAUGACCAGCUGGUUGACCUUCAUGCUGUAGAACAAGGAAAGCACGGAAGCUAUGCUAACAUCAGUAUUGACAUGUGUGCCAUCAUAGACAGAUGUGUUCCUAAUAACUGUGAACAUGGUGGGAGGUGUACUCAGACUUGGGACAGCAUGACAUGCAAUUGUGAAGGAACUGGGUAUACAGGAGCAACGUGCCACAACUCUAUAUAUGAACUUUCCUGUGAAGCCUACAAGCAUCUUGGAAAAUCAUCAGACUGGUAUUGGAUUGAUCCAGAUGGCAGUGGUCCAUUAGGACCCCUCAAGGUUUUCUGCAACAUGACAGAGGAUAAAGUAUGGACAACUUUAUUCCAUGAUCUUUCACUGCAGACCCCCAUAGUUGCUGCCAGCCUUGACAAACCAGUUGUUCUUAACUUGAAUUAUAGCGCAUCAAUGGAACAGAUUUCUGCUAUCACCGGCAGUGCUGAGUAUUGUGAACAGUACAUCUCAUAUUCCUGCAGAAUGUCAAGGCUGCUGAACACACCAGAUGGAAAUCCGUAUACGUGGUGGGUUGGUAAAGGCAAUGAAAAGCAUCACUAUUGGGGAGGUUCUUCUCCUGGUAUCCAGAAAUGUGCAUGUGGCAUUGAGAGAAACUGCAGUGACAGCAAAUUCCACUGUAACUGUGAUGCUGAUCAGAGACAAUGGAGAAAAGAUGCUGGGUUCCUGUCCUACAAAGAUCAUCUGCCUGUCAGUCAAGUGGUAGUUGGAGAUACAUUUCGCUCUUCAUCAGAAGCAAAGUUAUCGGUUGAACCUCUGCGUUGUCAUGGAGACAAGAAUUACUGGAAUGCUGCGUCCUUCACCACGCCAUCUUCAUACCUGCAUUUCUCCACAUUUCAAGGAGAGACCAGUGCUGAUAUUUCAUUUUACUUCAAAACGUCGGCACCUGAUGGAGUCUUUCUGGAAAACAGAGGAAAAACUGAUUUCAUCAAAUUAGAAUUAAAAUCUAACACCGAGGUGUCCUUUGCUUUCGAUGUUGGAAAUGGACCAGUUGAACUCAUUGUUAGAUCCCCCAGUCCACUUAAUGAUGAUCAGUGGCACCGGGUCAGAGCAGAGAGAAAUGUGAAGGAAGCCAGUCUGCAAGUGGAUCAGCUGCCAUGGCAGUUGCACAAGGCCCCCACCCAAGGUCACACAAGACUGGAACUGUACAGCCAGCUCUUUGUUGGUGCUGCUGGAGAUCAGAGAGGCUUCCUGGGCUGCAUUCGUUCUUUGAGAAUGAAUGGUAUGACGCUGGAUUUAGAAGAAAGAGCAAAAAUUACUCCAGGAGUAAAGCCCGGUUGCUCAGGACACUGCACCAGUUUUGGAAUGUACUGCCAGAAUGGAGGCAAGUGUGUGGAGAAGUACAACGGCUACACCUGUGACUGCUCAAGGACAGCGUAUGAUGGACCCUAUUGUAAUAAAGAUGUGGGAGGCUACUUCGAGGAAGGUACUUGGCUGAGAUACAACUUCCAUUCAGCAUCCACAGCAGCAGUGGUCAGUACAAAGGAAACUGGAAAUAUCCCUCAGAGUUCUGCUUCAGAUAUUGGUUUAGCAAAAGAAGAGCUACUAUUUAGCUUCAGCACUACAAAGUCGCCUUGUAUCCUGCUGUACAUCAGCUCCUAUUCCCAAGAUUAUCUAGCAGUCCUGCUCAAGGCUUCUGGUAUCCUACAAAUUCGAUACAAUUUGGGUGGCACCAAAGAUCCAUACAACAUUGAUAUUUCUGAUCACAAAAAUAUGGCAAAUGGCCAGCCCCACAGUAUCAAUAUCACCAGGAGUGGCAGAAACGUAAUAUUUCAGCUUGAUCACUACCCACCGGCAGUCUACAACCUUCCUUCUGCCUCUGACACCCAGUUUAAUGGACCAAAGGCCCUUUUCCUUGGGAAGGUUAUAGAAACUCAACAAUUUGGGGGCCAAAGCCAGCAUCAGAUAUUGAAAGAGACAGGAACAAAAGAUCAAGAUAUCCAUUCAUACAAUACUCCAGGCUUUAGUGGCUGCCUGUCCAGGGUACAGUUCAAUCUCAUCGCUCCACUGAAGGCAGCUCUAAGGUCAAGCAACAAUUCUCAAGUGUUCAUCCAAGGGGAACUUGUGGAAUCGAACUGCGGAGCCUCCCCACUCACCAUCCCACCAAUGACUUCCAAUACAGAUCCAUGGCACUCAGAAUCGCCUGAGUUUCCAAACAAUGAAGGCCAAGCCAUUAAAGAUGGUGUGAACAGGAAUUCUGCAAUCAUUGGGGGCAUUAUAGCUGUGGUCAUCUUCACUAUACUCUGCACCCUGGUGUUUUUAAUACGCUACAUGUUUCGUCACAAGGGGACCUACCACACAAAUGAAGCCAAAGGAGCUGAAUCUGCUGACACUGCCGACGCUGCCAUCAUAAACAAUGAUCCCAACUUUACUGAAACUAUUGAUGAAAGCAAAAAAGAAUGGCUGAUCUGAGAGUGAGCAAGAGCUAAUCCAAGGGUUUGGGGGGGAUAAAGACUGUCUCGCCAGAGCUCAGCUGCAGACUUCUACUCACAGUACCUGCACCGUUGGGAUUCCUGCAGUUCGAUUGAAUAUGUUUUGACAGUACCACAAUGCUUAAACCUUAAAAGAGGCAUUCAAAAGUACUUUUUUAUUUACUUCUACAGUUGGGUUUUGCUCCUUCUGUAUAGCCCUGCCUAAAAAAAAUGAAAUAUCAGCUUUUAGAAUUUCAGAAUUGGUUGACAGUACUAUCUGUAUUUUACUUUGUGUGUUAAAAGGCAUUCUAUAGUAAUGGGCCGUUUUAUACAGUUUUUUAAAGCCCUAAAGGAUGAAACCCUUUGAAUAUACAAUAUACAGUUUAUUUAUGUAUUUAUGUGUAGGUGUGUGUAUAAACACAUAUAUAUGUGAUUUCUACUGUAAUAAGGCCAGUGGAUAAAUAUCAAAAACAAUGUUCUCUACAUACUUCAUUAGCUGCUAAUGAAACCUUUUCUGAUCCCUUGUAAACUUUAACUAGUAACAUCUCAGUGACUAUAUCCCAGUCCUGUAUAUACACCUACACACACACACACAUAAAUAUAUAUUUCUAUAUAUACAAUCUAUCCAAAUCAUUAUGUUCAUUUACUACAGACAUAUACAGAUAUACUUGCCUUUGCAUGAAAUGGGCACUAAAGAAUGCAAGGUAUGAGAAAGCUUAAAGAUUUGUCAUGCCAAAACAGAAUGAUGCUGCCAACUUACAAAAUGCCAUCACUUUAAUACCUUGAACUAGUGUAGGCUGCUGAGCAAUGGCUAAAAAGGAAAGCAUGUAGACUAUACAUAAAUAUUGUAUAUUUUCUUAUUUUCCUAUAUAUUUAUUUCAUUUUGUUUAAUGUUUCCUUCAGACACUACACAUUUUUAACUAAUCUGCAUAAUUUAACAAAGAUAUGCCUUAUAAUAUUUAUGCACUUGUAUCCUGCUGUCUACUAUAGUUGGUGGAUCUGACCUUGAAAAGAUGCAUGAACUAGGUGUGCAUUGAGAAAUGGCUUUAAAGAGUUGAGGAAAAGUUCAGCUGCCAUUUUAAAAAUGUAUUUUUAGGGUUCAGCUGCCAACCUAUUCAGCAGGGUACAGUGUCAAAAUUGCCCAAUAGUAAUAUAGUAAUAUAUUACCGGCCAGAAAUGGUUUGCCCCAUAGAUUAGGUCAGUCUUCCCAAUUUUCUUUCAGUGCCACCUACAAUAUAGCGAGGCAGGUCAGACAUCCCGCAAAUAAUGCAGGAUCUUAGGAAAAACCUCCAUGACUUUUUAUUAUGGAGUUUGGAAAUUACGAUGAUUGUGGUAUGUGAAUGCUAGGAAAAAAUAACAAAACCCAGCCCAAGAAAAAUCACAGCCAUAACAUUUAAUGUACGCCAGUAGUGUUUUUGAAAUGCGCUGCUGUAUAUAAGCGACCUCUAUCAGACAGAUGCUGGAAACAGCUGUGUGACCACAAGCUGAAGACCCCUAAGAAGAAAUACAACCUAUAUAUAACAAACCUUUAAUUAAUUUUAUCAUAUUUAAAAAAGGAUAGACACCAUUAAGCCACAUAGCAAUCAUCAUUGAAGUCAUAUACAAGUUAUUCUCUUUGUAAUUGCAAUACCCAGUGUGAUACAGAAGUUAGGCACAUGAAGAGGUGGCAUUAGCAAAACUGCUGUCUAUGUAAACUGGAGCCAGAGUUAAACAAUUUAUAAUAUUUUAUCUUUGUAGAUCCAUGUAAAAUAUACUUGUUUCUUUUUAAACAAAAUAUUUUAAAUGUUUAUUUCUUAACACAUAUUCAUGGAUUUAUUAAAGUCCUUUCAAGGAACGGAACUGUUUCCAGUGAAUAACAAGAUAUUUGGCAUUGAAAGGGAAAUAUACUGUGUUUAUAAAUAGUCCUCAUGUUCCUUUUUGGAUCCCUUGAAUCAACAGGCAAGUAUGAGGGCAUAAAGUAUUAUGUGCAUAAUACAUUUACCUUUUUGAUAAUGAUAUACAUUUAUCAAUGGGUUACUAUAGGAAAUAAUAUAUCCCCUAUUGUAUAAUACAUAUGGAGGAAUUCUCAGGAGAGUUCCAUCAUGGGCUGUGUGCUUUUAUACAGGCCAUGUAACUGGUUGGUGACUUCUAGCAUAAUUUACAACAGGAGGUACAAUAUAUAUAUAUAUAUAUAUAUAUAUAUAUAUAUAUAUAUAUAUAUAUAUAUAUAUAUAUAUAUAUAUAUAUAUUGUUUUAUAAUACACAUUUCAUGAGUUAUAAGGCACCAGUGACAUCACUAAGCACCUGGACAACAUCACUAAGUGCUAUUUAUAAGAAAUUAUUUUACAGGUAUAUUCAUGGCUCUUGUGUAUUAUAUGACUCUAAAUUAUAUCACUUGUAAUCUUUACCUCAGUCCAAACCACUACAAAAAAGUUGUUCAGAAAAUUAGCUAUUCUGUUAAAAGCAAUCUAACAAGAAAAUACAUUAUGUCACCUUCCGCUCAUACAGAAUGUAUGAAUUCAAAUUUGUAGAGAAUUAAUGAAAAUGAAAAAAAAUUAAAAAUGAAAACAAAUGGAACAUGCCCCUAUUCUACAAUCUCAGAGGGUUAUGUAAUAAAAGGCACUUAGUUUGUCUAGGAGCAGUAACUCAUAGCAGCAGGUAGAAUUCGCUGGUGAUGUGAUGAGCAAAUUUUUUUCACCAGACAUGGAUUUGCAGCAAAAUCUUGCAUUUCACCAUUGGCAAACUUCCUCACGAAACUGUGAUAAAAAGUUGGCGUGACAAAAAAUUUGCAGAGAAAAAACACCCAUUCACUGUAACGUAUUUGGACUGAGCAAAAAUUUGAACGCAAAAAAAGUUGCACACAUAAAAAAAUUGUUGCACACAUAAAAAAAUGUUUCAUGAUAGCUGCAUCAAAUGCAUUUUCCUAAUUUUUUUGCCGUUUUGUGAACUUUUCAGCAGCUUCACAAAUUUUCUGGCAAAUUGAAAUGGGACCGAUUCACAACUGCUCACCUGUUUAAAAGCAAACAUCCUAUUGGUUGCUAUGGGUUACUGCUCCUGGGCAAACCUAGUGCCUUUUAUUGCAAGUGAGGGUUAAUGUACUAGUAGGAUUUAUGGAUUUGUAAUCUUUUUUAAAACUUUACAUUUUAUAAAAAAAAUCUAUAGUAGUGGUAGCCCUGAAUUAGAGCCUAAAGUAAAGCCUAUGGAUCACCAGUGUAGAAUACCCUUUAAGACUGUGAUUCUGGGCACAAAACUAAACCACUGGGAGCACUGGCCCAUGCAGAUUAUGGACACCACUCUGUUUUCUGCAGUUGGAAUUUACAGUAGAUCAGUAUGACAGAUGGUGCCAUGCAGGUUUUGAAUACAGCCUUGUACAAAUGACUUUGAGGAUCCAUUUGGCAAUAAUUUGUGUGUGAUUCAGCCCUUUGGGGGUCAUUUAAAAAGACAUGGCAAAUUUGCGACCUAUAGCAACCAAUCAGUCAUUAGCCUUUUUCAUCCAGCUGCAGGUUAAGCAAUAAAAGCAAAUACCUGACUGGUUGCCAUGGGUUAUUGCCCAGAUGCAAAUUUUCCCAGCAGUGCAUCUUAUAUUUCCCAGCAGGUCUGAACCCAAGGCAAUGGGGAGCAACACUGGUUUUAUGAUGUUUUCUAUUAAUCUCCAGUCUCUAAGAACCACUAAAAAACAUGUGCUCAAGUUCAAUUCAAACGAGUGUAUUGCCACACAGUGAAUGCACAGAACCACAGAGCAUGGCAAAUGCAUUUACCCAAACACAUCCUAAGUGAUUCGUUCUCAGGUAGAAUAACAUAAAUAUAGAGCUUUUAGUAAAUAUGUAGUUUAAUGUCGUGUUUUUGGGUGUGGUUCCAAGUGAUCACAUUAAUGUCAGGUGUAAUGAUUUUCUCCUGCUAUGUUGACUGCAGCCUAAUAAUGUCAUGUUAAAAAGGUAAAGUCUGUCGCAUUUUGCAUUAAAGUUAAAAGUACUGUACUUUCCAAUAUUGCUAGUGGCCAAGUGACCUGGCUGUUGAUAUAUUUGCCUGACCGAACAUCUUUCUAACAAUUGCUGCACAUUGAUCGAUAUUAGAUAAAUAAAUAUUCCUGGCUCACUAACACUACAUAUACAUUAACCUGGCUGAGGACCUGAGCUAGUGACAGCUUCAGUACAUUUUGACAUUUAAAAAAUGAAGAAACUGUACAAAAAGGUGCAUAAACAGGCAGAUAAAAAAGUCACUGUAUUAAAAUAACUUUAACCAA
Xenopus tropicalis (tropical clawed frog) is the source of this 9091-nucleotide messenger RNA. It is a transcript of the gene cntnap2, whose product is annotated as contactin associated protein 2. The transcript is spliced from 25 exons. Gene Ontology annotation, cellular component: paranodal junction; membrane. The coding region runs from base 854 to 4870 and encodes 1338 amino acids. The record is from RefSeq and is a predicted model, not a curated record. NCBI's taxonomy places the organism in Eukaryota, Metazoa, Chordata, Amphibia, Anura, Pipidae.